Molecule: messenger RNA, 2462 nt
Organism: Athalia rosae (coleseed sawfly)
Lineage: Eukaryota; Metazoa; Arthropoda; Insecta; Hymenoptera; Athaliidae
Gene: Pfrx
Product: 6-phosphofructo-2-kinase/fructose-2,6-bisphosphatase 1
Exons: 6
Coding region: 368-1768 (466 amino acids)
Biological process (GO): fructose metabolic process; fructose 2,6-bisphosphate metabolic process
Cellular component (GO): cytosol
Molecular function (GO): fructose-2,6-bisphosphate 2-phosphatase activity; 6-phosphofructo-2-kinase activity; ATP binding
Source: RefSeq, a predicted model, not a curated record
CAUGGCGCACUACUAAACUUUAGACUCUGGUGUACAAAACCUCCGUGCUUCUGUUUCCUUUUAGUUUUUAAGUCAAUUAGUGCGAGUUUGUCGCUCAUUCGUUACGCUUGCGUUUUGAGCGUAAGAAUUUUGUUGUUAUUUUUUUUUCUUUUCUUUUAACAUUCUUUCGUCAAUUGUGUUAAAAAGUGGCAAGUUUAUUCAACAAUUUUUAACCGUGAUGCGUUCAACUGGAUGAACCGCUCGUACCGUGAACUCGAAAAGGAUAUAUAAUAUUAAUAAUAAUAAUAAAGAAAGAGUGAACGGUGUUGCGAAGAUUUUAUUUAUUUUUUAAGUAAAAAAUUUAUUACAUUUUCUAAGUAUCGACAAAAUGUCGAACCCAGAAAUUGAGAUGCAUUACACACCGCCAACGUCGGAUACAAUUCAGACAAAGCCUUUUCCGAUAAGAGGAGAACGUGCGAAUUACGUGAACAAACCACACGUAAUAGCAAUGGUUGGAUUACCUGCACGUGGGAAGACUUAUAUAUCAAAAAAACUCUGCAGAUAUUUAAAUUGGAUUGGAAUAAAUACGAAAGUAUUUAAUUUGGGAGAAUAUAGGAGACAUGCGACGACGGCUUAUCAAUGCCACGACUUUUUUAGACCAGAUAAUAUUAAAGCAAUGGCAAUAAGAACACAAUGUGCGAUCGAUGCUUUGAAUGAUGUUUGUCAAUGGCUUGAAAAUGGCGAUGGAGAGGUGGCUGUUUUUGAUGCAACGAAUUCAACUGUUGAAAGGAGAAGGAUGAUUCAAGAUAUUGUUGUUAAAAAAAUGGGUUUCAAAUUAUUCUUUGUUGAAUCGGUAUGCAACGAUCCGGAAAUUGUUGAGCAAAAUAUUAUGGAGGUAAAAGUUAGCAGCCCGGAUUACACAGAUAUGAACAAGGAAGCCGUUCUUGCAGAUUUUAUGAUGCGGAUAGAACAUUAUCAGGAGAAGUAUCAGCCUCUCGAUGAGAAUUUUGAAGCUGAUUUGUCGUUUAUGAAAAUUUAUAACACGGGGGAAAAAGUACUCGUGCAUAAACACGAAGGACAUAUUCAAAGCAGAAUAGUUUAUUAUUUAAUGAACAUACAUAUCGUGCCUCGAACUAUAUAUUUAACAAGACAUGGAGAAAGUAUAAUGAAUCUUGAAGGAAGAAUAGGUGGUAAUUCUGACCUCAGUGCCAGAGGAUACGAGUACAGCAAUGCUCUCGCUCAAUUUAUUGCUCAGCAGGAUAUACAGGAAUUAAGGGUAUGGACCAGUAAGCUAAAGCGUACUAUACAAACUGCUGCCGGUGUUAAAGCUCCACAAGAACGAUGGAAAGCUUUGAAUGAAAUUGAUGCGGGAAUCUGCGAAGAAAUGACCUACGAAGAAAUAGCUGAUAAAUAUCCAACGGACUUUGCUGCGAGGGACCAAAAUAAAUUUUCAUACAGAUAUCCUAGGGGUGAAAGUUACGAGGAUUUAGUUGCCAGAUUGGAGCCAGUGAUAAUGGAAUUAGAACGCCAGGGUAAUGUCCUUGUAGUAAGUCAUCAAGCUGUUCUAAGAUGUUUGCUUGCCUAUUUUCUGGACAAAAGUGCUGAUGAGUUACCGUACUUAAGCGUGCCCUUACACACCAUCAUGAAGCUAACGCCUGUGGCCUAUGGGUGUAAAGUAGAGCAUAUUCGACUGCCCAUAGAUGCAGUGGAUACUCAUCGACCAAAGCCAAAGAUACCUGGAUAUUUGGAGGAACGUUUCCGGGGCAAUCCUAAGACAUUGCUUACGUGAUGUAACAAUGCUGUUCUAAUAAAAUUCUAUUACUACGUUAUCUUGUGGCAAGAAGGAAGAAUUGAUAUUGUUGGCAGCUGGCUGCCAAAGAGAGCGAGUAUAAUGCUGGAAUAUUUAGAUCUGUUAUCGAGAGAUAUAAAUGAAAACAUCAAAAUUCCACCGAUAUAUUUGAGCUACUCCAUUAAAUCAUACUUUUAACAAAGGCACGUAUAAAAAAGAAAAUAGAAAAUGAAAUAAACAAUGGAAAAACUUUGCAUGAAAUUACUACGUAAUUGUGAUUUGUUGUUAUCAAAAUUUUUAUGUGAUAAGAGUACUUGGAUAAUGAGUAUUCUACAAAAAUUUUAAAUUAUUAUAUAGUAUUGAUAUUUUCUGUAAACCGUUGAUAGAUUAUCUUUGCCCAUUUCAAAUUUCACUCUCCAAUUUUACAUAGGUUUAAUGUAUACGUAAUUUUUUGAAUGAAAGAAUCCUAAUAGUGAAAUUUCAAAUAAAAGAUUGAUAACGAUCCUUGUUCAAUAUUAUUGAUCUGUAUAAUUUUGUAAAUCUUUUGUAACAUUAUAAAGAAUGUUAUAUGCAAACGGUCAUUAACUUGCUUCGUGGUAACUAUUAUUAUAUCAUACAUAUAAUAUACUGAAAAUAUAAUAUUUAAUAACCAAAUGCUGUCAGAAUCUUCCAAAUAUAUUUUUUAUUAUGUAAA